Molecule: messenger RNA, 4134 nt
Organism: Aphis gossypii (cotton aphid)
Lineage: Eukaryota; Metazoa; Arthropoda; Insecta; Hemiptera; Aphididae
Gene: Acn
Product: apoptotic chromatin condensation inducer in the nucleus
Exons: 2
Coding region: 467-2878 (803 amino acids)
Molecular function (GO): nucleic acid binding
Source: RefSeq, a predicted model, not a curated record
AAAUCUAAUUUUUAUGUAUUUGAUUUAUUUUAGUUUUUAAAAACCAAUAUGUAUUGUUAGAUAAAUUAUUUUUGACAAAACUUUUUGGUUUAAGUACGAAUUAAAAAAAAAAAAAAAAAAAAUGGAGAAAGUUGAUGUCGAGUAAAUGUGUUUGUGUUGAUAAACGAUUAAAAUGGCCGCCGUUUCGUUUCGAGUACAACAAAAAUUUGGUGCUUAUUGAUUCGUUUUUUAAUUUCCAAAACAUAAAUUACGUUAAGUUUUCGUAUAAAUGGAUCGACGUGUGGAAAAACCUUUUUGUAAGUUUUGUACUGUAAAAUAAAGAACUUAAAUUUACCGUUAUGCUGUAGUAAGUACUGUCAGUGAGUUUUUAAUUUGAAAAUAUAUGUUGUGAAUGUUUAUAAUGUCCCUUGUGCUCGUGGGUUUAUGAUAGUGAACCUUUCAAAAGAUAUUGUUAUAAAGUCAUAAAAUGAGCAAAAGAACCGGUCGCAAGCCGAAACGUGAACGUACGUCAAGGCGUCGUACUAGACGUCAUUCCUCUACGUCUGAAACAUCAGUAGAAGAUGUGCCGCCACCCCCUAAAGUUGGCAAAACUCGAGCUUCUAGCAGAGUUGAUGAGAGUGAAAGAAAGGUUGCAUUAACGAUAAAAUUACCAAAGCCAGAAAGUAAUGAUUGCAGUGAAGAGAACACCACUGGUAUGUGGAAAGUCGAAUGUUCCAAUGGAUCAGAUGGCGAUAUUCAGAAGUUGAAAAUUAGUUUGAGGCGUUCGCCUAAGGAUUUACUAAGAGAACAAGCUGCUGAAGCUAAAUAUUCAGCUGAAAGAAGAGAAAAAGAAGAAGCUGCUAGCAGUUCAACAAACCCAUCUAUGUUAGAUGGUAGUGUAACAAAUUAUUUAGAACAGUUUGGAAGUACUGUGGCUGUUGAAGAAAGUGAACAAAACAUAGUUGAUUCUAGUGAGCAAGUUCAAGUUGUUAUCCCUUCAAAUGAAGAAAAUAUUGAUAAUGAUCAAAUAGACAGUGUUGAAGUAUCAUCUGAAUUUAUAACAUCCAAAGAAGAACCUAUUGUAGAAAAUAUAACUAUUAAUGAAAAUGCAGUUAAUGUAACUCAAGUUGAAGAAAAUACAAUUCAUGAAGAAGUUUUAGAACCUGCUGCUAUUACGGUAGAGUCAACUAAUCCUACAAAUUCAUCUGAAGAUUUUUCAGACUCUACAGUCCGUCCAUCCAUUGAUGAAUGUAAUGUUUCAGAACCUAUUUUAGAAGAAAACUCUGUUAAUGUUUCAGAACCUGUUUUAGAAGAAAACUCUGUUAAUGUUUCAGAAGUUAUUGAUACUCCAAUAGCUUUGAGUGAAACGAUUCAGGAUAUUGUUCCAGAAUCCAUUGAAAAUGUAGUAGAUGAACCAAGUUCAUCUGAAGUCUUAGAAAGUGUAUCAAAUGUUGACAUAAAUAAAAUACCUAAUAAUACAAUAAUAGAAGAGGUCAAUAAAUCUGAUUAUAUUAAUGAUUCAGAACAAAUGGAAGAUGUUGUACAAUUAACUGUUGAAUCACCAGAUUUAGUUGACGAUGAAGAUCCUAAACUAAUUGAUGACGAACCUAAACCAGUCUAUGAAGAAGAAUUGAAUUCAGUUGAUGUAAGUAAAACUGAAUCAGUCGAUGAAAUAAAACCUAUACCAAUUAAUGAAGAUGCAUCUAAACUAGUAGAUAGUGAAGAAACUAAAUCAAUUGAAGAAUCUUAUAAUGUUUCAUCAUCAGAUAUACCUAAUUUAAAACAGGUUGACGCUGAGAAAGAAUUAAAUGAAAUGCCAAAACCAUUGUCUUCACACCCUAAACGUAAAUGGGGCUCUUGUAAAACAAGAACGCCUAUAACGAUAAGUCCAUUUACUUUGGGUACUAUAAUAGAAUCCAAUGGGGAUUUUAAUGCUGAUAAUGGUGAGUAUCGAUCAGAAGAAGGAGAAAUACAAAGGACAGAUUCAGAUGAAGAACAAGAUGUUGAAGAACCUAUGGAACUUAAUGAUACUAUGUUAAUUGAUCAUGAAGCGGUUGAUUAUGAAGCACCAGAAGAAGAAGAAAAACCUUUCAUAGAUAAUGAUGAUAAUAAAUCUGAUAAAUCAUUAGUAGAAGAAAAAUAUGAAGAAGAGCCAAAAAAAAAAUCUUCUGUAAAGCGUAUAACAACUUCUAGUGUAAUUCGUAUUACAAACCUUGUUAGGCCAUUCACGGUUGGUCAACUAAGAGAUUUGUUACAAAGAACUGGAAAAAUUGUUUCUAAUGGAUUUUGGAUGGAUACAAUUAAAUCCCAAUGUAUUGUUGAGUAUGAAAAUGAAGAGCAAGCCAUUGAAACUGUAUAUGCACUCAAUGAUUCCCAAUGGCCUUCAACCAAUCCCAAAUUUUUAAGAGUUGUUUUUACUAAUAAAGAUGAAUUAAAUAAAGCUUUGAAUGGAACUCACCCAGAACGAUUAGAUAAACAAAAAGAGUCUAAAGUAGAGAAACUUAGAACACAGGUAGAUAAUAAUUUUAUUUUACGCGAAUGGGAUAGAGGUAAGUUGGAAGAUAUGAAUGGUGAAAAAGAUGAUAAAUCUAUUAAAAGAAAAAUAUCUGAUGAUGAUCUUCAUGUUACAAAGGAUAAAAAGUUUAGAAAAGAUGAAAAAGAUCAACAUGAUAAACGUAAGAAGUCAAAAUCCAAAACACCAGAACGUAUUCCUACUAAAAGUUUAGACGAGCUUUUUCGAAAGACCAAAACUACUCCAACUCUUUAUUGGUCUCCUCUUUCUAUGGAACAGAUUGCAGAGAAAGAAGACCAACGACGUAAACAUCUUGCGGAGAUGGAACGGUCUCAAAAGACUGACCGUAGGAGAAGAGAUAACCUUCAUUAUCCUAAGAGACGUUAGAAUUUGUGUAUUCAAGUAUUUUAUAUUUUAAAAAGAAUACCUACAUUUUAUACAAAUCGGUAAAACCUUUGAGUUUUGUCACCAUGUACAAGAAGGUUAACUCAUUACACAUAGUAAAAACCGCAUAAUUAUUGUAGGCUAAUUUUUUCAUAUACUGUAUUUUUUUUUUUUUAGGGAUAUCACAAUCCACAAACUGUUUUUAUGAUAUUUUGAUUAUAAUUCGUCUUUGCGUUAAAUAAUUUUAUUUAUCAUAAUAAAGACUGUAUAAAAUAAAAUUACCUACUGUUAUUUUUGUAUUUACUUGAUGUUUAAAAUUCAUAUUAGUUCUUUUUAUUGUUUAGAAAUAAUUUUGCCUUACAACCAAGGUGUUUAUUGUGUUAGCAAUAACAUUAAUUUAUAUUUUUCAUGCUUUAAUUAACUUCUGAUAAAUUUAUGUGUAAACAGUUUGUAUAAAAUGUUUUAAAAUCUAUAAAGUUUAUAUUGAUCAGAAAAUAUAAUAAUGAUAAUAAUAAUAAAAAAAUGACAAUUUAUGAACAUAAUUUGGUUUAAUAUACGAUAUUUUAUGGUUAAGUUACAAUUUAUCAAUGUUGGAUUUUUUUUUUUGUUUCAAGGAUUCAAUUUUAUUAAUUAUUAGUAUAAUUGUCGAUCUUUAUGGUAAAAGAACCAUGGGCUAUAAUAAUAUAUUAAUAAAAUAAAGACUGAUAAUCAAUGUCAGGAUAAAAAAGUUUAAUAUGUCUAUUGGGUCCAUAAUAUGUUUUUUUUGUUAAUAUUAUUUUUAUUCAUUACUAUAAUGCCUGCUAUAAUAUUAAUUGUUGUAGACUUCAUAAAUACAGUUAUUUAAUGCUAAUAAUUUUAACCAAUCUAAAUGUACAGAAAAUAAAUUAUAUCAAAAUUAUAUUCCCAAUGUUUGCAUUUUUGUACAUAGCAAAUACAAAUUGUUUGGUAAACUCGUCUCUAUAUUGUAUUUUGUUAUAUUUUCUUAGAUACAUGUUUGGUUAAUGUAUGGUUAACCAUUGUUUUUGUUUUAAUUAAUUUUGUUAUAUUAAGUAAACAAUUUAACAGCUUAGUAUAAAUAAAUUAACUUAAUGUGUUCAAAAUAAAUAUUUUCUAAAUAUCACAUCUUUAGAUAUGAUUAAAUAAUAUACAUUUUUUGUACUUAUAAAAAUAUUUUUAAUAUAUGGAAUUUGAUGAUUAGCACUAAGAUUUUGUCUCCUUAAAAAUUAUAAAGCAACAAAUAUAUGUUAAUUAAAAUACAA